CCCGCGCGCCCUGAGCCGAGCCCCGAGCCCGCGCGCCCCGAGCCGAGCCCCGAGCCCGCGCCCCCCGAGCCGAGCUCGCGCGCCCUGAGCCGAGUCCCGAGCCCGCGCGCCCCGAGCCGAGCCCGCGCCCCCCGAGCCGAGCCCGCGCGCCCCGAGCCGAGUCCCGAGCCCGCGCGCCCUGAGCCGAGCCCCGCGCGCCCAGAGCCUGCGCCGCCGCUCUGCCGUGGGUGCCGGGUGUCGGGGGACGCCGACUGCCACUUCGGACGGCGGGGAGGCCCUGUCCCGCCUGGCGACACUGUCGAGAGGGGACGGGCGCGGCGGGGUCUCGGGGACCCGCAGCCUGGCCCUUGAGCCGUCUCUCGCCACGGAGCCACACACUGGACGAACCGGGCCGCACCAGCCGCGUGGCCGCACCAGGCAGCAGCCCAGGGGCCGCCCACCCGCUGGCCACGCGGGGACCGGGCCGGACGCCUCCCUGCCCCUCGGAGGACCUUCUCGUCUGUGCGGGAGCCUCGCCCCGCAGCGCGGGCGCGUUAAGUUAUUGGACUGUCUGCGUAUUUAUUUUGAUGGUUAUUUGUCGUCAAACGUUCUGUCUUAAUAUUUUGUUUUUGCAUCCGUGUGUCCAUUCCAAAUAAAUUAC
Molecule: messenger RNA, 640 nt
Organism: Cynocephalus volans (Philippine flying lemur)
Lineage: Eukaryota; Metazoa; Chordata; Mammalia; Dermoptera; Cynocephalidae
Exons: 1
Source: RefSeq, a predicted model, not a curated record